CACGAUCAUCCAACUCUGUAAAUGCUGUGGGCGCAUGCCUGUGGAAUAGCGCACAUAUAACAGCACGAUUGGCACAGGCUAGCGGACGCGAUUCCUCGUCACCGCAGGUACAAUCUACAAGGCUCUAUAGCCUGCGCCGUUACGACUCCCUUUCGGACUGACGAUCGCGAGGAAGACGAAGUCCGGUGGGUACAUUGUUUUCGGAUACUCGAACUUUACUGGCAACCUUUGUGAGUGGGUUGUAGAUGGUGGACACGGCUCUGUCUCGCCCCACUACCCUCUGAGUCCUCAUCUGGCUCAUCGUACGGCAUCGCUUCUUCCAGACGACCUUGCUCGAUCUCCGCUCCGCGCCCUCUCGAGGCCGCCUCGCACUCCUCCUCGCAACUUAAUACCUCAUCGUCUAAAUCAGAGGCACAUCACACCCAUGAACGUCCUCGUCUACACUGGCCCCGACACCUCCUCGCCCUCCCUCUCGCACACCCUCACCUCCCUCCGCACCCUCCUCACCCCAAACUACGCCGUCCAAACGCUCGAUGCAAAAGCCCUACCUACCCAGCCCUGGCCUGCGUCCUGCGCGCUCCUCAUCAUCCCCCCCUUCCAAAGCCAAAGCGGAGCGGGCGCGUUCUCCGCUGCCGCGGCCAAAGACGUCCAGAACUACGUCCGCGGGGGCGGGAAGCUCCUCUCGCUGGGCAACGCGGUGCGCGUCGACCCUUCGAAGAUCCCGACCGCGCUGGCGCUGUCGGCGCAGGUCGCCGGCGUGAGCAUCUCCGACGUCAGCCCGACGCCCGCGUCUGCCCCGCGGCCGAAGCUCACGCUCGAGGAUGGCGAUGUUGGGCUCGCUUUCUCGCUUGCACCGGUGACCGAGGGGAUCGUCGACGCACCUGCGAUACGCCUCGUAGAUGGCGCACAGCUCGAUGGUGUCCAGAGCGCGGGCGGGGUGGACCUCCCGACCCUCCCUGAGGCAGCCCUCUCGGCGAAAGGCGUCGAGUUCCUCGCGCAAUACGACCCGACCGAGGACUCGUGCGUUGUCGCUAUCAAGGCGCGCAUCGGGCGCGGGGUCGCGGCAUUCUGGGGCGCACAUCUCGAGGCUCCUCUCGCGUCUGACCCCGCGCGGGACAAGGCACGCCUCCAGGCUCUACGGCGCACGCUCGAUUUGUUGGGCUUGCGCCUGCCGUCGCCCUCGGCAGCAGGAGAAAGCGACAAUGGUGCUGUUGCCCGCCCGACGCCCCAGAUCCUCAGCAGCGCGCCGUGGCGCAUAGGUGUUGUGGAGACGAUCCUUCGUGCACUCGAAGUGCCCGAACUCGCUGCCGCCGCCCCGUACGAGUUCAAAGACAGUAACGACACCUUCCUCUUCCACCCCCAGCAGGAAGCUGCGCGCGUCUUUGCGGAGCAGCGCGAGGCUACGAAGACGUUGGGCGAGGACCCUGCGACGUGGAACCCGAAGCAUAUCGUUGUGUACAAGGACGGGAUGACCGCGCCGCAGGAGUUGACCCCGAAGUUCAGGAUCGAGACAUACUACGAGGAGCUGAGGAACGCGAGGGGGGAGCGCGGGUGCCCAGAGAACUACCCGGAUGGUGCGUGGGGCGUUGGCGAGGCGCUGCUCUACGGGGAGGUCGUGACGAGCACGCAGACGAUGCUCGACAAGAACAUCCGCCUGCUCACCUCCCUCCCGACGCCUCUCCUGUCCCUCGCCUCCGCACAGCUGACAGGCCGCGGCCGCGGGGGGAACGUCUGGCUUUCACCCCCGGGGUGCCUCCAGUUCUCGCUGCUGCUCCGCGCGCCGCUCUCCGCGCUCCCCGCGACGAAGAUCGUCUUCGUGCAGUACCUCUUCGCGCUCGCAGUCGCCGAGGCGUGCCGCACGGAUGGUGUGCUCGGCGAGGAGGCGGGGUCGAGGGUGCGCAUCAAGUGGCCGAACGACCUGUACGCGAUCACGCCCGACGGCGAGCGGAAGAAGAUCGGGGGGAUACUCGUCAACACGAGCUUCGGCGCGGGCAAGGUCGAGCUCGUCGUCGGUGCGUCCUCUGCCCUCCGCUCCCGUCGUCUCACACUCACCUCCACGCCCACCUUCCAUCGUGCGUGGAUGAACAUGACGUUCACACGUUCAUGCGUGCAUGCUGCCUGUCCGCAGGGUGCGGCCUGAACGUCCUCAA
Dichomitus squalens LYAD-421 SS1 is the source of this 2150-nucleotide messenger RNA. RefSeq lists its product as uncharacterized. The record is from RefSeq and is a predicted model, not a curated record. Gene Ontology annotation, molecular function: biotin--[biotin carboxyl-carrier protein] ligase activity. Bases 425 to 2140 code for a protein of 571 amino acids. Gene Ontology annotation, cellular component: cytoplasm. Gene Ontology annotation, biological process: protein modification process. The transcript has 2 exons. NCBI's taxonomy places the organism in Eukaryota, Fungi, Basidiomycota, Agaricomycetes, Polyporales, Polyporaceae.